AUGCUGGAGGCGGGUACCGUCCAUGAGAAGAACACAACCAACAUUUUGGUCAAAAACUUUUACGAUUUUAUCGUCGGAGCCUGGAUCUACUUCUUUGUCGGCUUUGCCUUCUCCUAUGGCGGUUUUGGCGGCAACGAUUUCAUUGGCGGCGACGAAGGCGUGGGUUUUGCGCUUCACGACGUGGAUAUCUGCGAGUAUGCCGGCUUUUUCUUCCAAUUCACCUUUGCCGCUACUGCCACCACCAUUGUGAGUGGUGCCGCUGCCGAGCGCGUCUCCAUCACCGCCUACUUUAUCUAUUCGCUCGUCAUUACCGGCUUCAUCUACCCCGUGGUGGUGUACUGGACCUGGUCUGGCAACCCGUGGUUGACGAUUGGUCGCGAUGGCAAUGGCUACACGGACUUUGCCGGCUCUGGUGUCGUCCACAUGACUGGUGGUGCCUGCGCCCUUGUCUGCGCGGCCAUGCUCGGCCCCCGCCUUCGUCGCAAGGGCGCCGACGGCCAGCUCAUCGAUCUCUAUCCUCACUCGGCACCGCUCGUGGCCCUCGGUACCUUCAUUCUCAUUUUCGGCUUCUUCGCCUUUAAUGCUGGCUCCACCCUGGGUAUCGUGGAUCCCACUGGUGCCACCGGUGCCGUUGCUGGCCUUGCCGCCACCAACACCAUCAUGGCUGCUGCCGGUGGUGGUCUCAUCACUGGCCUCGUGGGCAAGUUCCGCACCGGUCACAUCAGCCUCUCCAUCACCGCCAACGGCAUCAUUGCGGGCAUGGUUGCCAUCUGUGCCGGUGCCGGCUCGGUCAUGCCGUGGGCCGCACUCAUCAUUGGUGUCGUGGCCGGCUUUGUCUACCUUGCCUGGUCCGUGGCCCUCGUGCGCUUUGGCAUUGAUGACGCCCUCGACGCCGUUCCCGUGCAUCUCGGCGCUGGCUGGUGGGGUCUCGCCGCCCAGCCCCUCUUCGCCCAUCGCACUGGCAUCUUCUAUGAUGGUAGCGACGCCGAUGCCUGGCGCCGCCUGGGCUGGAACCUGGCUGGUUCCAUCGUCAUCUUUGUCUGGGCCACCGGAACCAGCCUUGUCAUGUUCUACGUUAUUGACAAGCUCGACAUGCUGCGCGUUGACGAAGAGACCGAAAUGGCUGGCCUGGACCACAAGGAGCAUGGCCAUCCCGCCUACGAUUACGCCUACACCUUGAAGCAUUCGGCUCACCACGAUGUUGAUGCCAAGCCGACCGAGACUCAGUUUCCUGCCAAGUCCACCGGGGCCUUUGCCACUGACUCGGUUUAA
Molecule: messenger RNA, 1272 nt
Organism: Monosiga brevicollis MX1
Lineage: Eukaryota; Choanoflagellata; Craspedida; Salpingoecidae
Exons: 2
Coding region: 1-1272 (423 amino acids)
Biological process (GO): ammonium transmembrane transport; ammonium homeostasis
Cellular component (GO): membrane
Molecular function (GO): ammonium channel activity
Source: RefSeq, a predicted model, not a curated record